Aspergillus calidoustus is the source of this 1271-nucleotide messenger RNA. The record is from the annotation of a GenBank genome assembly. NCBI's taxonomy places the organism in Eukaryota, Fungi, Ascomycota, Eurotiomycetes, Eurotiales, Aspergillaceae.
CCCGCUUUGGGGAACACAAAUAAUGAAAGACGCAGAGUGAGAUUCCGUUUGCUUCCUUCAGCUGACGGCGCGCUUCUCAAUCUGACCUCAGCGCCAUUCCUUCCCCUCUCCUCCUUCCAUUGCAGAAUACACGAUCAAGAUGGGUGUGCAGUUCUCUCAGCUCUUCCCUCCGAGCCCGACCUUCACCGAGAGAGAUCUCCCCUCGCUCAAAGACAAGGUGUUCCUCAUCACAGGCGGCACAUCUGGCAUCGGGUUCGAGCUCGCAAAGAUCCUUUACCAUGCCGGCGGCAAGGUUUACAUUACUGGUCGAACAGAGGCAAAGUCCACUCAAGCAAUCCAAGCAAUUCGCGACUCCGCUCCGCCCCCACAGGCAGCACACGGGCCCGGUCAAAUUGACUUCAUAAUCCUCAAUCUUGACGAUCUAGCGAGCAUCAAGCUCUCUACGGACGCAUUUAAAGAGAAGGAGUCUCGCAUUGAUGUUCUCUGGAAUAACGCGGGUGUUUCCCAGCCUCCACUAGGCAGCAUCUCGAAUCAAGGGUAUGAGCUGCAGCUCGCGACGAACUGUUAUGGCCCGUUCCUUUUCACGCAGCUCCUCCUCCCGCUCCUCAAAGCAGGCGCCUCCUCAGCACCAGAACCAGGCUCGGUGCGUGUCGUCUGGCUGAGCAGUCAAGUUGCUGAACUCUCCUCCCCGCCCGAAGGCCUCAUUCUAUCCGAGCUUACCUCGCCCCCAGAGGAUAACGUGAAGAACUACACGAACUCCAAGGUCGGAAACUGGUUCCUGUCUGCGGAAUUUGCGCGGCGGUAUGGGGAUCGCCGGAUCGUCAGUGUUGCGUUGAACCCUGGUGCCGCGAAUUCUAACCUUUUGCGAAAUGCGAAGUGGAUGAGGUUCUUUUCGUAUCCAUUGUUGCAUAACCCGGUCCAGGCGGCGUAUACGGAGCUUUACGCGGGGCUUAGUGGGGAUAUCUCAUUGGUCAAUAAUGGUUGCUAUGUGAUUCCAUGGGGAAGGAUCCAUCAAGGUGUGGCGGCAAAUCUGCUGAACGCAAUCAAGGUCAUCGAGGACGGAGGAACAGGGAGGGCCAAGGAAUUUUGGGAGUUCUGUGAGGAGAGAGUCAAGGAUUAUUAUUAAAUCUGAUUAUGUUUUUCUUGAUGAAGCUUAUUUUCCUGCUACAUAGUAUGAACCCAAUAACCUUUCCAUGCGUUGGCAAAGAAUCAUAUCAAUUGACCUCGCAGCUGAAGGUGCGCGAAAUAUUCAGUUUGCGUCUCGGCAUAUU